AUGUCAUCUCGGACCAGGUCUCUAGUUGAUCACCUUCGUUCCAGGACUCAACAAUGGCAAACCCCAGAAGGCCUUCGCUCACGACCUGUUAGUUGGCAUCCCAACUCCUUCGACGGCCUCAAUACCCCCGUCAACCCGUCUGUUAAUGGACAGGAUUUGUCGGCCUGGAAUUUCUCCACCGCCCAAGUCAAUGGCCUUGUCACUCCUAUAUCUUAUCCCGUGAUGAAUGAACCUCAGAUUCAAGAACUCAUCACCCCCCUCGACGAGCUUCCCGGCCAGGACAUGACCUUUGCACGCGAAAGUCACCGCCACGACGAACGGACCUGGCUGGACCAGGGUCAACCCAGGGUGGACUCAUCAUAUCCUUUCAAUAUGUUUUAUCAACAACCUUUCGUUCAACCUUCCUGGCAAUUCGCCCCUCGGCACAUAACGACGAAUGUUCAAACGGCACCGGCUUCCCCAGAUUGUGUACCGGUACAGAACAUCGGUUUCGACACGCUGCGCCUCGACAACGAUGACCUCAGCCCCAAAGAAGAUGACUCUGAAGAAUUAGUGGGUAUGGGUCUAUACGAUUCGCCGGCUGAAGUUCAAUCGUCUUCACUAUUGUUCGGUGGCAUUUCUCAGCAGGGAAGGAAGUCCUUGAAACUCGAGGAGUCUUUCGAGCCCGUGGGACGUGAAGAGGACGCGGACGACGAGGAUGACGCGCCGGAGCAAGAAAAUGUGGAGGACGACAAUGUCUCCGGGGUGCCAGUGGAUUCCUCGGGCAACGUCGAUUAUGGCCCUCAAUCUAUUGCCAGCCAUUUAAUGCAGCCGGAGGCGGAUUCGAUUGCUUCCAAAUACCUGGCUACUCUGAGGCAACUGAACAGUGCAUAUUAUCCUGCGGGAUACCCUGAUUACGACUGGAUUUAA
Molecule: messenger RNA, 909 nt
Organism: Rhinocladiella mackenziei CBS 650.93
Lineage: Eukaryota; Fungi; Ascomycota; Eurotiomycetes; Chaetothyriales; Herpotrichiellaceae
Exons: 1
Coding region: 1-909 (302 amino acids)
Source: RefSeq, a predicted model, not a curated record